Solea senegalensis (Senegalese sole) is the source of this 2401-nucleotide messenger RNA. RefSeq names its product syntaxin binding protein 2 (gene stxbp2). Bases 47 to 1825 code for a protein of 592 amino acids. The transcript has 19 exons. The record is from RefSeq and is a predicted model, not a curated record. Gene Ontology annotation, biological process: intracellular protein transport; neurotransmitter secretion; vesicle-mediated transport. Gene Ontology annotation, molecular function: syntaxin-3 binding. Gene Ontology annotation, cellular component: plasma membrane; secretory granule. Lineage: Eukaryota; Metazoa; Chordata; Actinopteri; Pleuronectiformes; Soleidae.
GGCUUUGACAAGGAAGUGGCCGAAAAGCCUGCAAACUGCUGUCAAGAUGGCACCGAUUGGACUGAAGGCGGUAGUUGGAGAAAAAAUCAUAAAUGGGGUCAUUAAGAGUGUGAAGAAGGAUGGGGAAUGGAAGGUUCUUAUUGUGGAUCAUAUGAGCAUGCGGAUUCUGUCCUCUUGCUGCAAGAUGUCUGAUAUUUUGGCAGAGGGGGUGACCAUUGUUGAAGACAUCAACAAACGUAGGGAGCCCAUCUCUAGUUUGGAGGCCAUUUAUUUGAUUUCACCAGUUGAGAAGUCUGUUCGUGCUCUCAUUAAUGAUUUCAAAGAGUCUGCCCUGACUUACAAAGCAGUACACAUCUUCUUUACUGACACUUGUCCAGAUAGUCUCUUUGCUGAGAUUGGGAGAUCCAGAGUUGCCAAGGUUAUCAAGACUUUAAAAGAGAUCAACGUUGCUUUUCUGCCGUAUGAGUCUCAGGUAUUCUCCCUGGAUGACCCUAGCUCAUUUCACUUUUUCUAUAGCUCCAAGCCCAGUGAAGAAAAAGACAAAAUUAUGGAAAAUCUGGCCGAGCAGAUUGCGACCCUAUGCGACACUCUAAAAGAGUACCCUGCAAUCCGUUACCGCAAAGGACCAGAGGAGAAUGCUAGACUGGCUGAGGAAGUACACCGGCGGCUUAUUGCUCACAAAGCUGACAACCCAAGCAUGGGAGAGGGUGCAGAUAAGGCCCGAUCACAGCUGCUGAUUGUUGAUCGUGGAUGUGAUCCCAUCUCACCUAUUCUACAUGAGUUGACUUUCCAGGCAAUGGUCUACGACUUGCUGGAUAUCAAACAGGACAUCUACACUUAUCAGACAACUGGCAUUGGGAAUUCAAAAGAGAGAGAAGUGUUACUGGAUGAAGAUGACGAGCUCUGGGUGCAGCUCAGACAUAUGCACAUAGCAGAUGUCACUAAGAAAGUGACAGAGCUACUUCGCACCUUUUGUGAGAGCAAGAGAAUGUGCACUGACAAUGCCAACAUAAAAGAUCUGUCUCAGAUGUUAAAGAAAAUGCCUCAAUAUCAGAAAGAGCUGAGCUUGUACUCUACUCACUUGCACCUGGCUGAAGCUUGUAUGAAGAAAUUCAAGGCUUCUCUUGAUAAGCUUUGCGAAGUGGAACAGGACCUGGCGAUGGGAGCAAAUGCAGAAGGAGUACCGCUAAAAGAUGCCAUGAAAAGCAUUGUUCCUGUCCUCCUCAACACGGAAACCGAGGCCUAUGACAAAAUCCGCAUAAUACUGCUGUACAUAUUCCACAAGAAAAAAGGCAUUGGGGAGGAGAACCUUGCAAAGCUCAUCCAGCAUGCUAACAUACAGGCUGACAGCAACAUCAUAACCAACCUGCAGAAUCUGGGCUGUAACAUAAUAUCAGAGGGCCGCAAUACUGGGAAGACACUGCCAGAGCGGAAGGAGCGCACAGAAAGCACAUACCAGCUCUCAAGAUGGACUCCCAUCAUCAAAGAUGUCAUGGAGAGUGCCAUAGAAGACAAACUGGACAGAAAGCAAUGGCCAUUUAUCUCUGACCCUGCUCCCAUCAAUACAACCCAGACUGCGGUCAGCAGUGCACGUCUUGGACAAUGGCACAAAAAUAAAUCUCCAGCAGAAUAUCGCAGUGGCCCUCGGCUUAUUAUAUUUGUGAUUGGUGGAGUUUCACACUCAGAGAUGCGUUCUGCUUAUGAAGUCACUCGAGCAAAUGAAGGGAAAUGGGAAGUGCUGAUUGGGUCAUCUCACAUUCUGACUCCAACCAACUUCCUGAAUGACUUGAAGAGCCUGGACCAAGUUCCAAAUCCUGAUUGUUAGAUUGUUAGAUGCUGAACAGGUAGAAGCACACUGGACCAAGGGUUUAGUCUUUCAUUUGAGAUCACAGAAUCUCUGACAAUCUGAAGUGAAACAUGAAGAGAAAUUUUAGAUGCAGCCCUGGAGAGAAACAUUUAUGAUUCCUUGUUAUUUUAGAGCAUUAUUUUAUUGUUUUUUGUCAUUUAAGAUCUGUAGACCGCUUUGAUUGAAUUUGUAUUAAAUAUUUAAUUAGAUAAUAUAUUGAUCACUGUACUGUUAUUCAAAUUCUUAUUUUUGUUACUGUAUAUUUGCCUAAUUUUGUACUCAAAAAUUGCAUAAUUUCCACAAAACUGGGUCAUCUCACACCUAAAACCUUAUUCAAGUGUAAUGUUGAUAUACAUUAGUCAAUAGAAGUAAUGACAUCAAAUGUGACUUUUUUCCCUCUCGUCUUUGAAACUUAAUUACCGGCAAAAUGUCUCAAAUGCUGUUCAUUAAAUCUUGCAUGUUAACCAUGUAUGCUAAUAUAUUGCUGGGAGCAAGUGGUGGGUGUUCUCUGUUGUUUAAAAUUAGUAAUUAAAGAAGCAUAACAUUCACUUAAAA